This is a messenger RNA of Linepithema humile (Argentine ant), 1103 nucleotides long. Its product is annotated as superoxide dismutase [Cu-Zn]. NCBI's taxonomy places the organism in Eukaryota, Metazoa, Arthropoda, Insecta, Hymenoptera, Formicidae. The record is from RefSeq and is a predicted model, not a curated record. Gene Ontology annotation, biological process: superoxide metabolic process. Gene Ontology annotation, molecular function: copper ion binding.
AUGUGGCGGCUGUCGAUAGUGAUCGGUAUGAUUGCGAUCGUGAGAGCUGGACCGUACGAUAGGAUGGCGGUUUCGAUGAACGACAGGACGCUGUUCAUCAGGAGCCUGCCUGGUUAUCCUGGGACCAGGAGUGAUCUCUACGAGGUCUACAUGGAGCCGUACUAUUUCCCAAUUGGUUUGAAGGCCGUGACGGAGCUGAAAGCCCUCGGUGAGGAUGGCUUGCCGAUGAACGGACCCCGAGGGGUGCUAACGCUGGAGCAGCAUCCCGAAGGGGUCAGGGUUACGGGCACAAUCGAAGGUUUAAGCCCGGGCUUUCACGGAUUCCACGUACACGAAAAGGGGGAUUUGAGGAAAGGUUGCAAUUCGGCUGGCCCGCAUUUCAAUCCGUACAUGGUGAAUCACGGAGCGCCGAGCGAUCCGUUACGUCACGUUGGCGAUCUCGGCAAUAUUGAGGUCGGGCAAGACGGAGUGGCGCAUAUCGACGGCAUGGAUCAUUACUUGAGCCUGGUGGGUGUUCGAGGUGCGAUCGGCAGAGCCCUGGUUGUCCACGCAAAACCCGACGAUUUCGGUCGCGGCGGAACCGAUGAGAGUCUGAAGACCGGAUCGGCGGGCUCCCGCGUCGCCUGCGGUGUCAUUGGGUUUUUGUAAAUAGCGAAUUCGGCUGUUAGAUGCAUUAAAAAUUGUCGCACUCAAAUUUACAUAAAAGCAUAAUAUGCAAAAUAAAAAGUGAAUUUGAUAAAAUUCUUGAAAAUUAAUUACUUGUUAUCUAUUUAAUUCGUUGUAUUUUUCAAAUUAAUUAUUUUGAUAACAAUAUCUCAAAAAUUUGAAAUCUGUCAUCAAUUAAAAACUAUUCAUGUAGAAAUUUAUGUAAUUAAAUUUGUAUAUAAUUGCCUGUAGGCUCAACCAGUGCGCACUAGUGCAUCCAAUUAAAUUCGCUGAAAGAGAUAUUGCAUGCCGCAACUUCAAUACUAAUUUAAUUGCGCCCAUUUGUACCAAACAACAAAUCAUAAAUGUAAUCGAGCAUCUGUCGAACAUGACAUUUUAUAUGUAAACUUAAAAAAAAUGUAUUUUAAAAAAUAGAUCACUUCUAUUACAAAAAACUA